UUAAAGUUUCCAUCAACCAAAUCCGAAGGGCAAUUUUGCUUCAUCAAUGCUUUCUCUUCAUUCAUCGGCUUCGUUCUCCAAGAAUUCUCGUAGGCCACACAUGUAAUAAACGAUCGCAUUCCCGGCGAAAAUUUCUCUACUGAACCCUGAACAAUUGCUUGAGUUAAUAAAGAAAUUAAAAGACUUCCAGAUGCCACAAGACAUUGCUAUAAUCCGUGAAAUCUAUGAACAUGAGUACUCGGCAGAGGAAUUUGAGGUCGAGUUGGACAGAGCGCUUGAGAAAAAGGCCCAGACGAUAGUGGUGGAGCCAGCUCGACUAGGGGAGGACACGGCCCGCUGGAUCGCCUGCGGGAACUGUCUGCACAAAACGGCCGUCCUCUCUGGCUUCUGCUGUGUUGCCACAGGGGCAGUAUGGCCAGAGAAAGGAGUCGUGUUUCUCCCGUUUGGUUUUGUGAGUGUGGUGUGUGCCGGUGUGUAUGCAGUGUCCUGGCAGCUUGAUCCCUGCUGUAAAUACCAAGUGGAGUACGACCUCAUGAAAGUCCCCAAAUUACCUCUCCAUACCCUGACAACGACAACGCCAGUGGUCCUGGUCCGCAAGGAUGACACAAGGAGGAAAGUGUUGCAGAAUAUAAUAGCCAUUGCUGCUGGCUCCUUAUGUUUCUAUAAGAUAUAUCGGUGGUAUUUGUGAAACAUUAGUACAUGUUUGCAGCAUGCUGACAUCUUUUGUAGCAGAUUCAUUCUGUCUGCUUUAAAGAUAUGGUUGGGGAAGGUUUGGCCUUAUUGGAAAGAACUUGUAGAUUUAGGUAUUGAUCAGAAUAUGUGACAUUUGUUAAUAAUAAUUUGGUGUGUGAAAAAACAAAAAAACUUGUCCAUAACCUAAAUAUAAAAAUCAGAGUUCCGGGUAAGAG
Aplysia californica (California sea hare) is the source of this 908-nucleotide messenger RNA. RefSeq names its product transmembrane protein 11-B, mitochondrial. The record is from RefSeq and is a predicted model, not a curated record. The transcript is spliced from 2 exons. Lineage: Eukaryota; Metazoa; Mollusca; Gastropoda; Aplysiida; Aplysiidae. Gene Ontology annotation, cellular component: mitochondrial inner membrane. The coding region runs from base 191 to 688 and encodes 165 amino acids. Gene Ontology annotation, biological process: inner mitochondrial membrane organization.